Messenger RNA from Paramecium octaurelia, 339 nucleotides. The record is from the annotation of a GenBank genome assembly. Lineage: Eukaryota; Ciliophora; Oligohymenophorea; Peniculida; Parameciidae.
AUGAUCUAAAAAGUAAAAUUUGCAAAUGAAUCUGUGAUAAAAAUUUAACUUUUAAGGGAGUUCAUGCACAUGCAAAAGCACUUAUUUUAAUAAUUAUUAAAUAUAAAUUAUUUUAAAAUAAAUUAAAUGUCAAGAGAAAGAGGUUUGUCCGAUUAAUUUAAUAAUGAUAGAGAUAAGAUUAGAUAAUUAGAAUCCAAUUUGACAGCUUAAUAUGAAAAGUUAUUUGGUCUUGACAACAAUUAAGAAAUCAAACAAUAAUAAGAAAAGCCUAAUUAAGAAUAACCAUUUGAUAUUUUAAAUCAACUUAUUGAAUCAUAACCAAAAAGAAGGAGUUUCUGA